Protopolystoma xenopodis is the source of this 426-nucleotide messenger RNA. Lineage: Eukaryota; Metazoa; Platyhelminthes; Monogenea; Polystomatidea; Polystomatidae. The record is from the annotation of a GenBank genome assembly.
AUCCCCAACGUUGACGAUUUUCUCAACCUGAUCCACCAACGCUCCGGAUCAGGCCUGCGCUAUUUAGAACUUCCCAGUGAUCUGAUCACCGUGCCUGUGCUCGAGGAGUUGGGCAACAGAUGCGUAAAUCUUCGCUACCUGACACUUGAUUUCAGCAAUGCCAUGCAAUUGCACGACUUCAACGAGUUGCUAGCCUUUCCCUCUAGUCUCUCGUAUCUCUGCAUCUGCCUCAGCGAUGUCAUCUUCAUGGAGGGUCUAAUGCGAAAGAUCUACCCUUGUCUCUCUUCAAUCGAGGUGAUGCAUUUGAUCGGUGAGCCACGUCCUCGACUUCACAGUCAUACCAUAAGUUGUCUCUGUGCCAACAGUGGUCAUCGCGAUCUCACCAAAAGCCCCAAUGAGACACUUACUUGCAUCUGGGUCACUUGA